Molecule: messenger RNA, 726 nt
Organism: Schizosaccharomyces osmophilus
Lineage: Eukaryota; Fungi; Ascomycota; Schizosaccharomycetes; Schizosaccharomycetales; Schizosaccharomycetaceae
Gene: rrp41
Product: exosome subunit Rrp41
Exons: 3
Coding region: 1-726 (241 amino acids)
Biological process (GO): nuclear mRNA surveillance; poly(A)-dependent snoRNA 3'-end processing; rRNA catabolic process
Cellular component (GO): nuclear exosome (RNase complex); cytoplasmic exosome (RNase complex); nucleolus
Source: RefSeq, a predicted model, not a curated record
AUGUCUCUUGAAAUUUUAUCGCUAGAAGGUCUUCGAAAUGACGGUCGAAGAUGGAACGAAAUGAGAAAUUUCUAUUGCCGGACUGGCGUGGAGCCUUCUGAGAAUGGCUCUUCUUUUAUUCAAUAUGGCAACACACGAGUGCUGUGUAUUAUAGACGGACCUUCGGAGCCGACGAUCAAAUCGAAAUCGAGAGCGGAUCGAGCCUUUGUAAAUGUAGAUAUUAGCAUUGCACCUUUUAGCACAAUUGAUCGGAAACGACGGUUCAAAUCGGAUCGACGGAUUCAAUUGCAAUGUCUGGCAUUACAGAGGACAUUUGAACAAGUGGUUCAAGUGGAGCUAUAUCCGAAAAGUCAAAUAUCCAUUUGCUUGCAUGUGCUGCAUGAUGAUGGUGCUGUGGUUGCUACAUGCAUGAACGCUGCUACGUUGGCACUUAUGGAUGCUGGAAUUCCCAUGACGGAUUAUGUUUGCUGUUGUACAUCCGGGAUUGUUGACUCUGACAUUCUUUUGGAUUUGAAUUCUUUGGAAGAAUCCGAUUUGUCUUGGAUGACGGUUGCAGUUAUGGGAACCAAAAACAAAGUUACUUAUAUGCAGCUCGAGACGAAAAUGCAUCUUGACUACUUGGACUCUGUCAUGAAUGUGGCCAUUGCAGGAGCGGAACAAAUUUAUUACAUGAUGCAGAAUGCCAUUCGACAAAGUGCCAAACCGUAUUUGGCAAAGCUUGUAUAA